This is a messenger RNA of Rhopilema esculentum, 1113 nucleotides long. NCBI's taxonomy places the organism in Eukaryota, Metazoa, Cnidaria, Scyphozoa, Rhizostomeae, Rhizostomatidae. The record is from RefSeq and is a predicted model, not a curated record.
AUGGAUGACACUAGUGACUUGAGCAACACGGAGCAGUCGGCUGUUUCAGUGAGACUUAUUCAUGAUGGGAAUGUCGAAGAACAUUUGCUUGGCCUCACAGAUGCAUCUGACGAUCAAUCUGCUGAUGGGCUUACAAAGAUCAUGAUAAAAAUAUUAGGGAGCUACAAUGUUACUCCUGAGACAGGAAAGAGAAAGCUGAUUGGACAAUCAUAUGAUGGUGCGGCGACAAUGAGUGGCGAGCUCAAUGGUGUGCAAAAGAGAAUGCGAGAUUACUUUCCACUUGCCUACUACAACCAUUGCGUUGCACACAGGAUGUCACUUUGUGCGUCGCAGUCAUCGAUGAAAAUCCCAGAAGUGGCUAAAUUCUUUGGAAUAUUAGACAAGCUGAUAACGUUUUUCCGAAGCAGUCCCAAGCGAACGCGAUACCUUGGAUAUAAUCUUCCAAAGCCUGGUGAUACAAGGUGGCUUUCUCGAGACACGGCCAUUACUGCAAUCGAUUCGUGCUACGAGACAAUCGGCACAGUCUUAUACCAGAUGUCUUCGAAUGGGAGAGAGAAAGUCGACACCCAAACGACAGCCAGAGGUCUUCUUGCCAACAUCCAAAAUGUUGACUUUCUAUGUUUACUGAAGUUGUACAGGAAGAUCUUUGAGCAUUGCACGCCAAUUAUCACCGUUAUGCAGAAGCCAACAUUGGAUGCUGUUCAGCUGAGAUCUAUGCUCGACGACUUCCAACGUUUUCUUGCUGCACUAAGCUUUGAAGACAUUUGGCAAAUUACACUCGAUGCGGACCCAAGUUUCCCCGUAGAACGAGCCAGAGCAGGAUGGAGAGGAAGGGAAACGCACAAUAAUGGAUCCGAAGAUGCUUGGAAAGAGAAGCUGUCGAUUGUGGCAUCAAAAGUAUGCAUCGAGUUUUCAGGGCAGAUUUCAUGGAGAUUCGAGAACCUCAAAAAAUUCAAGUGGAUGGAUCUGAUUCACCCCGCCAAGUUUGCAGAGAAUGUCAAAAGGCCUCCUAAUGAGAUAAAAGAGCUCAUCAGAGAAUUCGGAGAUUUGUACCCAUUUGCCGUUCAUGACAUAAAUUCGUUCAUGACACAAUUUGGAAGUUUUAUACAAUAA